Messenger RNA from Rhizophagus irregularis DAOM 181602=DAOM 197198, 1356 nucleotides. RefSeq lists its product as uncharacterized. The record is from RefSeq and is a predicted model, not a curated record. Lineage: Eukaryota; Fungi; Glomeromycota; Glomeromycetes; Glomerales; Glomeraceae. Gene Ontology annotation, biological process: protein phosphorylation; signal transduction. Gene Ontology annotation, cellular component: cytoplasm. Gene Ontology annotation, molecular function: ATP binding; protein kinase activity.
AUGGAUUCUAACUCGGAUAAACCUUCUUCCUCUUCUCAAUUGCCAAGUAAUAAAUUAAAGGAUAACGACGCAUCAGAUGAUGAUAAGUGUCCAGAAUGUCAUAAUAAGUUCACAUUCGUAAACAUAUAUGGUAAAUGGUGUCAACCUUGUAGUUCACUUCAUUUUAAGGAUGAGUUUUGCAAUUGGACAAGUGGAAAUGAAGAGAUUGACAAAUUUUUACGUGAAGUUCAAUUAAAUGCUGGUCGUUCCCGAGAAGUUUUACAAUGGGUACCUUAUAAUCGAUUGGAAGAUGUAAAAGAAAUUGCUAAAGGAGGAUUCGGAAUCGUAUAUUCAGCCAAGUGGCCAGAUGGACCUAUUCGGUAUUGGAAUGUACAAGAAAAACGAUGGGAAAGGAGGUCCGAUAAGCACGUUGCGCUCAAAACUUUAGAUAGCUCAAUGACUCAAUUUCUAAACGAGGUUAAAUAUCAUUUAAAAAUGAAUAGCGAAAUCAAUCAUACUAUUCCAAUAUAUGGUAUAACACAGAAUCCUAAUACUCAAGAUUACUGGAUUGUUAUGUCUUACGCGGAAAAGGGAAACCUACGAAAUUUUUUACGUGAUAAUUUUUAUAAUAUUACAUGGGAACAAAAAGUGGAAGAUUUAUGGAGAAUUUCUGUAGCUUUGGCAGACUUGCAUCAUGUUAAUUUGGUUCAUCAUGAUCUUCAUCCGGGAAAUAUUUUAUUGACUUAUGAUCAUUUUCACUUAUCCGAUUUUGGUCUCUCUAAAUUGAUUGAACGAAAUCAAAUAAUUAAUCCCAAUGGAAAUAUUUGUGGAGUAUUACCAUACAUCGCACCUGAAGUUCUUAUUGGAGAAGAAUAUACAGCUACUGCGGAUGUAUAUUCAUUCGGAAUCAUUGCAUACGAAGUAUUUACUGGGAAUUUAGCUUAUCACGAUAUUUCACAUAAUUACGAUCUUGCGUUACAAAUUUGUAAUGGUUUACGACCAAAAAUCCCGUUUCAUACUCCUAGACUUAUUACAAGGAUGAUUAUGCAAUGCUGGGAUGCUCGACCAAGCUAUAGACCAUUAUAUGAUGACUUAAGAAAAUUAUUAAAACAAUGGCAUAAUGAUUUAGUUGAGGAUAAAAUUGAAUCUGAAAUAAGAAUUCAAAUUGAAAAAGCUAAAGAAUUUACGAAAAAUCAAUCAUCAAAUGAAAUAUUUUCUCAACUUGAUUAUAAAAUACAUCCAGGUGCGGUUUACACCAGUCGACUUUUGAAUUAUACAAAUCUUCCAGAACCUUCUAACGCUCCUAAUUAUAAUACAAUACUCGAGAAUUUAUCUGUUCCAACUUCUAAUAACUGGGAUCAAUAUAGAAUAUCAUAA